Messenger RNA from Dendrobium catenatum, 2236 nucleotides. RefSeq lists its product as uncharacterized. NCBI's taxonomy places the organism in Eukaryota, Viridiplantae, Streptophyta, Magnoliopsida, Asparagales, Orchidaceae. Bases 260 to 2116 code for a protein of 618 amino acids. The record is from RefSeq and is a predicted model, not a curated record. The transcript has 4 exons.
GCUUCUAAGAGAAGAAACGAGUAGGAAGCUGAAGAACAUUGACCCUAAUUUGGGAUCGAGAUAUUCUAGACUUCCCAUGGCUGAGACACGUCGCGUGCGUCUCGUUUAUAGCACGUGAGGGCUGAAAUUUCCCGCGUUAUCUCACACGCCAUGCCCUUCGUCUCCCCUCAAAUUCCUUACGUCCUAUAUUACCAUCUGCAAUCAUCUCACCACGGAUCAAGCAACCGAAUCAGGGCAGCGACAAGAGGGCGAAUCCAUCAUGGUGGUAGGCAAGUUGAUAACGCGAUGGUCGCCGUGGGCUCCGCCACCGGUGCCGAAGCAGCGGUACCUGGUGCGACUACACGUGGCGCGGCUCGAGGGGUUUUCUGUGGCGAUAGCCGGAGAGUCGAGAGCGGUGGUAGCGGUGGGAGUUAGAUGGAGGGGGCCGCCGAAGGGGAGGGGGAUACCGUACCUUCAUCGUCGGCGAAGAGAGAUUCGAUCCGGCGGGGUAUCCGAGGAGGCUGCCGUGGGGAUCACCGGAGAUGUGGAGUGGAUCAGAGGCGAGGAGAACGAGUUCGAGAAGGUCUGCUGUUUUUCCGGCGGUGGCGGGCCUUUCAGCCUUUGGGAGAUAUCCUUCUCCGUUCUAUUCGGAAGUGGAGCUCUGGGGAAAGAGGGGAGGGAGAGGAAACUGCUGGAGGUGGGCAGUGCAGUGAUAAAUCUUGGACAAUGGGCCUGGGAUUUUCAUGUCCAGAAGCAGUGUGGAGGGUUUGAAGGGAAGGAAUCCCACUUCUAUGCCGAAAGGAAGCAGUUUCCCAUCACUGUGAGCAAAGAUAACUUGACCGCCGAAGUCACACUUCAUGUAGAUGUAAGCUUUAUUGAAAUUGAAACACCUAAAGAGAUCCUUCAAGUAGCUACCUAUGAAGAUCAGCUGGCUAAAGGCACCCAGCAAGAGGAGGGUCUUGACAGUAGUGAUGGCUUUGCCACAGAUGAUCCUUGCUCAUCUUCUGAUAUGGAUAUGGAUGUAUCUCAAUUGUUCCCCAUUGCACACAAUGAAGAGAAAACCAUUAGAUCCAAGAGCAGAAGAAAGUCUUCAAGCAGCCAUAGUAGCAGCAGCAACAGUGGAAAUUCUAGUCCAGAGUUACAGUUGCUAUCAGUUUCAAAGCGUAGAUUCCUUCCAUGGGGAUCCAAGAGUCGGGCGAAGAAGAUAUCUGAAGAAAAAAUCAAUAAAGAGACCUCCCCAGUUAACAACUUAACGAAUGGUAUCUUGAGUACAGAGCCUCCAGAAUUCAAAGAAAAUGAUGAUCCAAUUGGUAAAUGGGAGAGCAAAGAAUUCAUUAGCAGAGACAAACGAACAAAGCUCAAGGCUCAAUCUUUUUUUGCCUCCAUUGACCAGCGCGAUGAGAGUGCAGAUGGGGAGAGCGCCUGCACCGCACUUGUGGCUGUGAUUGCCAAUGCUCUUCAUUCCAGCGGUGCGAACACGCUCACCAGGUAUGAGUUCGACUCCCUUAUCAGAGAGGGUUCGUCCCAAUGGCGAAGGCUCUGUGACAAUCCAUCAUGCAUAGAACGCUUCCCCAACAAACAUUUUGAUCUUGAAACCAUCUUAGAAGCCAAGAUAAACUCGACCUCAGUUCUCCAAGAGAAAUCCUUCAUUGGUUUUUUCCAGCCAGAGAGCUUUGAAUCCUUACAAGGGGCUAUGUCGUUUGAUGAUAUAUGGAAUGCGAUUUCAAAUGAUGUUGAAGAUGUGCCUAAAAUUUAUAUAAUCAGUUGGAAUGAUCACUUCUUUGUGCUCAUGUUGGAAUCAGAAGCUUACUAUAUCAUUGACACAUUGGGUGAGCGAUUGUUUGAAGGAUUCAAACAAGCUUACAUGCUAAGAUUUGAUGAAUCAACAGAGAUAUACAAGUUGCCGGUGGUGGAAGAAGACAAGGUCAAGGCAGAGAAUGAAGAAUUUGAAGAGCUGAUUAGUAGUGGGAAGGAUUGUUGCAGGGAAUUUAUAAAGAGGUUCUUUGCUGCGAUACCUGUAAGGGAGGAGAUAGAGCUUCUGGAGAGAGGAAAGGGAAAUGCCAACACUGUUUUGCAUCAGAGGUUACAGAUUGAAUUACAUUAUACAGUGACUUGUUGUAAUGUUAGUAAUUUGUGAAUUAGAUUGAUCUAAAUGCUAAUGUGAUUAUAGGAGUUAGAAGGCAUUAACUUGUUCUUCUAAUGGAGGUCAGAUACUUACUGAUGUAGUUACAAUGUAUAUAAGAUUUUCAUUUGUACA